AUGUCCGUCGAAGGCAAAGCUGAAAUCGGCGAAAAAGCACCAACUUGGACUUGCAAAGCCGUCGUUGAUGAAGAAUUUGUUGAUAUUUCUUCAAGCGAUUACAAGGACAAAUGGUUGAUUCUGUUCUUCUACCCGCUGGAUUUCACCUUUGUCUGUCCAACCGAGAUCAUCGCCUUUUCCGAAGCGGCGAAAUCCUUCCGCGAAAUCAACUGCGAAGUGGUUGCUGCAUCAUGUGACUCGCAGUUCACCCAUCUUGCCUGGAUGAAUCAACCGAAGAAGGAAGGGGGUCUUGGCGAAGUUGAUAUUCCCAUCAUUGCUGAUACCAAUCACGCUCUUUCAAAAGCAUUUGGAGUUUUGAAGAAAGACGAAGGCAUUCCAUACAGAGGAUUGUUCAUCAUCGACAACAACGACGUUAUCAGGCAAAUUACGAUCAAUGAUCUCCCGGUUGGAAGAAGCGUUGAUGAAGUCAAACGACUCGUCAAGGCCUUCCAAUUUGUGGAUAAGUUUGGGGAAGUCUGCCCAGAAAACUGGCAGCCAGACGCGAAAACAAUCGUCCCGACUGUUGAAGGCUCCAAGAAAUACUUCGAAGAAGUCAACAACUGA
This is a messenger RNA of Oikopleura dioica, 603 nucleotides long. Lineage: Eukaryota; Metazoa; Chordata; Appendicularia; Copelata; Oikopleuridae. The record is from the annotation of a GenBank genome assembly.